CCACUGUAGGUUAGAUGCAACAGUGCUGAACGCAGCCGCAGUUUGUCUGGUUCCUGUAUCACUCUCAGUCAAAAUAUAUCGGGGCUCCCUGUCCGACACAGCACUUGUGAGCUGGUUAGAAAACUCAGAAACAAAGUUACUCUUUAUAGUUAGGCUACUCUAAAUAAAGAAGGAAAAACAAGUCGAGUUAACGGGGAAUAAGCAAAAUGCCUGCAGUCUCUAAAGGGGAUGGGAUGCGUGGCCUGGCCGUGUUCAUCUCUGACAUCAGGAACUGUAAAAGUAAAGAGGCCGAGGUUAAGAGGAUAAACAAAGAACUGGCAAAUAUCCGUUCCAAAUUUAAAGGAGACAAGGCUCUGGACGGCUAUAGUAAAAAAAAGUAUGUCUGCAAGCUGCUCUUUAUCUUUCUUCUGGGCCAUGAUAUCGACUUUGGACACAUGGAGGCUGUCAACCUGCUCAGCUCCAACAAGUACACAGAGAAACAAAUUGGCUACCUGUUCAUCUCAGUGCUGGUGAACUCUAACAGUGACCUAAUCAGUCUAAUCAACAACGGCAUUAAGAAUGACCUGGCCAGCCGCAACCCCACCUUCAUGAACCUGGCCCUGCACUGCAUUGCUAAUGUGGGCAGCAGAGAAAUGGCUGAAGCUUUUGCUUCUCAAAUCCCCAGCAUCUUGGUGGCAGGGGACACAAUGGACAGCGUGAAGCAGAGUGCAGCACUGUGUCUGCUACGGCUCAACAGGACUUCUCCUGACCUAGUGCCAAUGGGUGAAUGGACAGCACGAGUGGUCCAUCUGCUUAAUGAUCAGCACCUGGGAGUGGUAACAGCAGCCGCCAGCCUUAUUACCACUCUAGCCCAGAAAAGUCCAGAGGACUUCAAAACAUCCAUCUCAUUAGCGGUGGCCAGGCUCAGUAGGAUUGUGACUUCCGCAUCCAUCGAUCUACAGGACUAUACAUACUACUUUGUUGCUGCACCGUGGUUGUCUGUGAAAUUGCUGCGCCUGCUACAGUGCUACCCUCCACCUGAGGAUGCAGCGCUGCGAAGUCGUCUGACAGAGUGUCUGGAGACCAUCCUCAACAAAGCCCAGGAGCCACCCAAGUCCAAGAAGGUCCAGCACUCCAACGCCAAGAACGCUGUCCUGUUCGAAGCCAUCGCCCUCAUUAUCCACCAUGACAGUGAGCCCACCCUGUUGGUACGAGCCUGCAACCAGCUAGGCCAGUUUCUGCAGCACAGGGAGACCAAUCUUCGUUAUUUGGCUUUGGAGAGCAUGUGCACACUGGCCAGCUCUGAGUUCUCUCACGAGGCGGUGAAGACGCAUAUAGAUACCGUGAUCAACGCUCUAAAGACAGAGCGAGAUGUGAGUGUUCGCCAGCGGGCUGUGGAUCUGCUCUAUGCCAUGUGCGACCGCAGCAACGCCAAGCAGAUUGUGGCAGAGAUGCUAAGUUACCUGGAGAACGCCGAUUACUCCAUCAGAGAGGAGAUGGUGCUCAAGGUGGCCAUCCUGGCAGAAAAAUAUGCCGUGGACUACACCUGGUAUGUGGAUACCAUUCUCAACCUCAUCCGCAUCGCUGGUGACUAUGUCAGUGAAGAGGUGUGGUACCGUGUCAUCCAGAUUGUCAUAAACCAAGAUGAUGUCCAAGGCUAUGCAGCCAAGACUGUCUUUGAGGCACUACAGGCUCCCGCCUGCCAUGAGAACAUGGUGAAGGUGGGGGGUUACAUCCUGGGAGAGUUUGGCAACUUAAUUGCUGGCGACUCGCGCUCCAGCCCUUUGGUCCAGUUCAACCUUCUCCACUCAAAGUUCCACCUGUGCUCUGUGCCAACUCGGGCACUAUUGCUGUCGGCGUACAUCAAGUUCAUCAACUUGUUUCCAGAAGUGAAAGCCACGAUCCAAGACGUCCUGCGCUCAGACAGCCAGCUGCGCAACGCUGACGUGGAACUUCAGCAGAGAGCCAUUGAGUACCUGAGGCUCAGCUGCAUCGCCAGCACCGACAUACUGGCCACCGUCUUGGAAGAGAUGCCUCCAUUCCCAGAGAGAGAGUCGUCAAUCCUUGCCAAGCUGAAGAAGAAGAAGGGCCCAGGCAACCUGCCAGCCAUCGACGAUGCCCGCUGGAAUGUCAACGGCAGCACCGAGCACAGCGAGAACACAGAAAGCACAAACAAGUCUCCCCCUUCACUGAUGGCAGACCUUCUUCCUACCAACAGACCUCGCCCUGCCUCCUCUAGUCCCACCUUGCUCUCUACUGGGACCAUGGGUUCCAGCCACCCUUUCACAGACCUGCUGAAUCUGAACUCCACCCCUUCAGCAGGAGCCAGCCUGCUGGUUGAUGUCAUGUCCGACAUCUCCACCCCUGCACCCAUUAAUGUGUCUGAGGACAACUUUUCAAGGUUUGUUUGUAAGAACAACGGCGUUAUCUAUGAGGACCAGCUGUUGCAGAUUGGACUGAAGGCUGAGUACAGGCAGAACCUGGGUCGUAUUUAUGUGUUCUACGGCAACAAGACCUCUACCCAGUUCCUCGGCUUCUCCUCAUCAGUGACCAGCAGCGACAUGCUCAAGACUCAGCUGAAUGUCCACACUAAGGCAGUAGACCCCACAGUAGAUGGUGGAGCUCAGCUCCAGCAGGUCGUCAACAUUGAGUGUUUGUCAGAUUUCACAGAUGCACCGGUUCUCGACAUCCAGUUCAGAUAUGGUGGAACUCUACAGAAGAUUGCAGUGAAACUCCCUGUGAUGCUGAAUAAGUUUUUUCAGCCUACAGAGAUGACAUCCCAAGACUUCUUCCAACGCUGGAAACAGCUUGGAGUUCCUCAGCAAGAGGUUCAAACAAUCUUCAAAGCCCAACACCCAAUGGACACAGAUGUGACUAAUGCCAAGAUCUUAGGUUUCGGUGUAGCUCUGCUGAUCGGGGUGGAUCCCAAUCCUGCGAACUUUGUUGGAGCUGGAGUCAUUCACACUAAGAACACUCAGGUGGGCUGCCUCCUCAGACUGGAGCCCAACACACAAGCACAGAUGUACCGUCUGACCCUGCGGACCAGCAGGGAGUCCGUGUCUCAGAGACUCUGUGAUCUCCUCUCUGACCAGUUUUAGACUCUGCACAGCGCCAGCAUUUCUACACCUUAACUCACCAUGUCUCACGUUAGAUAGGAUUUGAUGUAUUGUACAGUGUAAAUUCUUUUUUAUUUUUUUUUUAUUUUACUUCCCAUAAAUGUAAAUGAAGUGAAACGUAUUUUCCCGCACAUAGCUUUACUAAUAUAACCUACCUUUGUGUACUCCCACUGAGCACCCUGGCCGACAUGAUGCAGACGGCGCGUACGGCUCUGAAUGCAUCGCCGCGGUGUUGUGCAGCUCCAGACUGGGGAACCGUUAUGAAAUGACAUGUUUUUUGCUGCUUGGAUACUGCCUUUUGUUAAUCAAACAUUUUGAAGAGUGAGAUUGAGAAAAUUUUCAGUAGGUUUGUACACUUACCAACAGGAAAUUCAGUUGUUGUGAGUGUUUCAAACCAAUUUUCUCAACUCCUCACCCAUUUUGCACUGGUUUGGUGAAAAAUGUAAUGACUAAAGUAGAUCAGAUAGAUUAAGAGAAUUUUUACUUCACCUUUAAAAUUCUUUCACGACUUUUAAACGUCUGUCAUCUCAGGAGGAAAAGCAAAGCUUUGCCGUAUGGUAUAUUGUUAAUAAAUACCAGACUUUGGAUGCCACAAUUUUUGGGACGUUUUAAACUACUUUGCGUAUAAAGUUUCCACGUAGGAUUCAGGCACUUCAAUAAAAUGGCACUAAAAAAAAUCAAUAUAGAACACUAGUUAGCAAAUGGUGUUAGUUAUUGUCUGAUUUUACUUCCAGAAUAUUUCCUUAACUCCACACAGUUGUGCCUGUGAACCUUUUGUUAUUCUGUCAACCGAGAGCCUUCAAAUGACAAGAGUAAUAUUAUAUAAUUAUAUAUAAAUGUAGCACUGUCACACUACUUUCACCUAAAUGCAUUUAUUUACUUAACACUGCCAAACUGGUAAUAUCUGUUUCAACAACGUAUGGUAAAUUUUUUUAUAUAAUGUACUUGUAUCCUAAUCAUUGAUGGCAUAUUCAUGCUUAGCGUAAAGGUAAAAAAAAAAA
Etheostoma cragini (Arkansas darter) is the source of this 4096-nucleotide messenger RNA. Its product is annotated as AP-2 complex subunit alpha-2-like. Lineage: Eukaryota; Metazoa; Chordata; Actinopteri; Perciformes; Percidae. The transcript is spliced from 23 exons. Gene Ontology annotation, molecular function: clathrin-cargo adaptor activity. Bases 207 to 3077 code for a protein of 956 amino acids. Gene Ontology annotation, cellular component: AP-2 adaptor complex; membrane coat. The record is from RefSeq and is a predicted model, not a curated record. Gene Ontology annotation, biological process: intracellular protein transport; clathrin-dependent endocytosis.